AUGGUCCAUGCUGAUUCUUCGGCGUUUGCGGCGGGCUUGAGUAAAAAGGAGGUGUUUGCGCAGGUUCUGGAGCAGGCGCGGUUAUUGUGUGAUGGGCAGAGAAACUGGGUCUGCAAUUUCUCCAACACCGCAUCCCUCCUCUGGCACGCAUACCACAGUCUCCCUACCCCCUCGCGUUCUGUGAACUGGGCCGGUUUCUACUUCACCAAUCCAGCCUUACCCUCUGAACUCCUACUCGGCCCCUUUCAAGGCAACGUGGCGUGCCAGCGCAUAGCCUUUGGGCGCGGCGUAUGCGGGACCGCGGCGAAGGAGGCGAGAACGCUGGUGGUGCGGGAUGUGGAUAGGUUUCCGGGACAUAUUGCGUGUGACGGGGCGAGUCGGAGUGAGAUUGUUGUGCCUGUUGUUCAGGAUGGAAAGGUUAUGGCUAUUAUUGAUGUGGAUUGUGCAGAGUUGAAUGGGUUUAACGAGGUGGAUCAGGCGGCGUUGGAGGAAUUGGCGGAAUUGUUGGCGCAGGCGUGUGAUUUCUGA
Plenodomus lingam JN3 is the source of this 528-nucleotide messenger RNA. The record is from RefSeq and is a predicted model, not a curated record. Lineage: Eukaryota; Fungi; Ascomycota; Dothideomycetes; Pleosporales; Leptosphaeriaceae.